Messenger RNA from Gracilinanus agilis (Agile Gracile Mouse Opossum), 3495 nucleotides. Its product is annotated as 1-acylglycerol-3-phosphate O-acyltransferase ABHD5. Bases 1 to 1035 code for a protein of 344 amino acids. Gene Ontology annotation, biological process: positive regulation of triglyceride catabolic process; negative regulation of triglyceride storage. Lineage: Eukaryota; Metazoa; Chordata; Mammalia; Didelphimorphia; Didelphidae. Gene Ontology annotation, cellular component: lipid droplet. The record is from RefSeq and is a predicted model, not a curated record. The transcript has 6 exons.
AUGUCUACUGUAUUCUCUUUUAAUUGGUCCAGGUCAGGAUGGCUGACAGGAUGGCUUCCCACUUGGUGUCCAACGUCUUUGUCCCUGCUAAAAGAAGCUGAGGAAAAAAUCUUAAAGUGUGUGCCCUGUUCAUACAAAAAAGAACCUGUUUGUAUAUCUAAUGGAAAUAAAAUAUGGACACUAAAAUUCUCUCAGGAUAUUGUACAUAAGACUCCGCUUGUCCUCCUCCAUGGCUUUGGAGGUGGUGUCGGACUCUGGGCUCUCAACUUUGGAGAUCUUUGUGAAAAUAGACCCGUGUAUGCUUUGGACCUGCUGGGAUUUGGGCGGAGUAGUAGACCCCAGUUUGGUAGUGAUGCCACAGAAGCCGAGGACCAGUUUGUGGAAACAAUUGAAGAAUGGAGGUGUGCCCUGGGUUUGGAUGCAGUGAUCAUGCUGGGACACAAUCUGGGUGGAUUCUUGGCUGCUGCGUAUUCACUGAAGUAUCCAUCAAGGGUGAAGCACCUUAUCUUAGUGGAGCCCUGGGGCUUUCCAGAGAGACCUGAUAGUGCUGAUCAAGACAGGCCAAUUCCAGUGUGGAUCAAAGCCUUGGGAGCUGUACUGACCCCUUUUAAUCCCUUAGCCGGCCUCAGAAUUGCAGGACCCUUUGGCUUAAGCCUUGUGCAACGUCUAAGGCCUGAUUUUAAGAGAAAGUAUGCUUCAAUGUUUGAAGAUGAUACUGUGACAGAAUAUAUCUACCACUGUAAUGUACAGACGCCCAGUGGUGAAACUGCCUUUAGAAAUAUGACUAUUCCUUAUGGAUGGGCAAAAAGACCAAUGAUCAUGCGGAUUGGGAAGAUGGACCCAGACAUUCCGAUUUCCGUCAUCUAUGGAGCCCGAUCUUGCAUAGAUGGCAAUUCUGGUAACACCAUCCAGUCCCUAAGGCCACAUUCAUAUGUGAAGACUAUAGCUAUCCUUGGUGCCGGACAUUAUGUCUAUGCUGACCAACCAGAAGAAUUCAAUCAAAAAGUAAAGGAGAUUUGUGAUUCUGUGGACUGACCCCAGUCAGAUCUCAAUGGACAAGCCUGGUGAUGGAUGCAGUUCCUCAGCAAUAACUUAGAAAAUGUGAUGAAGAAUAAGGAAACCAACACAAAGAAACCGAACAAUCCUCUUGAUUCUUAUUUUGCACAUUUGGCAUUUCUUCCAUGAAGUCACUUGCACAUUUAUAUCAGAUAGUGCCUUUUUGGAUGGGAACCCCUUUUUAAAUAGAAAUUUCUUUUGAAAUACCUACAGAAAGCUCAGAAACUAAUAGAUUUAAAUAAAGGGUUUCUUGCCUCCCUGACCUAGUGGAAAUACUGUAAUUUUUUAACUGGAACAUUUUUUCAAAUAUAACUUUGCUAUAUUGAAUACUUUUGAUAUUGGAAUCUACCUUUCCACUAUAAAGACUUUGAUAUAUCAUUGUGUUAUGUAUUAUAAAUGUGCAAUUUAUUUUAUUUAUGUCUUCUAUGAUUAACAUGUGUUUGCCCUUGGGUUAGCCAUGUUCCUUCUCAACAUGUUGAGAAGUAGAAAAUUUUUGUAUCAAAAAUUCCCACACAGUCCUUGAUGGUAGAAGUAUUGUGACAGACGGGGAAGCUUCUUAGGAAAAGGAAGGAAAGGUCUGAAAGGAAGGAACAUUGAACCGGAGAAACCAAGAAUGAAGGUUCUAUAUUUCUUAUUUUCAAACCAGUAGGCUGGUAGGUCAGAGACUUUGCAGGGAUCCAUCUCUUUAAAAUUUGCUAAAUCCAUCCUGAACACAGUCUUUUGUAAAUUAACUCCUCAUGGAAGCCAUUGUCGAAGACAUUAAAGUUAGCACCUAGAAAAGGCAUUGUAGGGCCAUCUGACCUGGCUUUCAAAUCCUAUCACCAGCAUUUUCUAGCUGUGACUAAACUUACUUUCUCUGAGCCUCAGUUUUUUCAUCUAUAAAAUGGAGAUAAUAAUACCUGCUUCACCAGGACCAAUGUGAGCAUUAAAUGAGAAUGUAUGUCAAGAGUUUGAUCAAUCUUAUAAAGUGCAAUAUAAAUUUGUAUUAUUCUAAAUUCCUCUCAAGACAGGAGUUUAGUACUUCAGUACUUGGAAGUGCUAAAUGAUUUCCCUGUACAACCUGUUUUUGUUAUUUUUGGAUCCUUAGGUAUAAGAUGUUACAUUAAUUAAAGGGUGCAAACAGCCUACUCUCUUCUAACAACUAUCCUCAGAACAGAAGAUUUUCUUCACUUGGAAUAGCAAAGGUAUCCAUCUUAGAACUCUAUGGUCUUAUGAUAGGAUUGGACUAAAUGAUACCAAAUUUUCACCAACAGUUCUUAGUGCAGCCCUGAAAAAUAAUCAGCUGAGUUCUUGCCUAUGAUAUGGGAUCAGGGUGGAUCUAGAUUUUUAAAAAGUUAUUGAUUAUGGCAUAGGAAUACUUUUUUAAACAUCUAUAUGUAUCUGUGUAUGUGUCUAUAUGCACAUAAACACAUGCAUGACUGUGUUUAUAUAUCCACACAUGUAUAUAUUUUUGAAACCCCAUGACUAGCUGCUACAGAUGACAAUACUUUCUUGCUAUGGUUUUUAAAAACAUAUUUUCAUUGAAAAUGAAAACUAGGACUAUAUAAUAACUGGUUGCCAAAAUAUCUCUUAAUGGGAAACAAAAAAACUGGGGAAGAGUUACACUAGAUGAGACAUUUGGGUUUCACUUGUAUGUGGUAUUAAACCUUUAGGAAAGGUAAAUUUAAAUAAAGACUCAAAAAAUACAGUGAAUGAUGCCGUAGUGUGUCUGGUCACUUUAAUAAUGUCUAUAAUAAUAAUUAAGUGUUGGGUUGUACUUCCUAGGAAAAAAAAACUAUUCUAUUUUUCAUCUUUAAUAGGUGAGUUUGGAGUAUAAUAAAUGACUUAGUGAUCAGUGGUUUCUUCCACUUGUCAAAUAAAGUAGUUGGGUACAAGUAGGGGAUGAGACAUUUUGUUUUCAAGAAAAAUCUAAUAGAGGAUUAAUUACUAUUUUGAAGUGUCAUCUUGGAUUUUCAGGUUACAUUUGUAGUCUUGAAAGGGUUGUUUCUUUGUUUUUCAGGUUUUGGGUUUAUUUUUAGGACUUAAAGACCAUGCCAAAAAAAAAUAAGACUUUAUUAAACUUUGCCGUGUGAUACCUUACUAGUUAAAACUGUAACUAUAAGUUUUGGCACUUUGGAAUGAAGCUGAAUAUUGCCUUUGAGGGCAGGAACUAUUUGACAUUUGGGGAUAUUUAUUCUUGGAUUACUUGUUAAAUGGAAGUGAUUAUGUGCAAUCUGACUAAAUUUGUUUAAUCUUUUGAUGUUACCUUAAACUUACCCUCUUUGCCUGAUAUAUAUAAAUAAUUACAUAGAUGCUUUUUUCUGUCAAAGGCAACCUUGAUUCCCUGGAUUUCUUUUAAUGAUUUUUGAAAAAUUGUAGAUGUGAAGAGCAUAGGACUGGAAAAGUGGAAAUGUCCCCAUUUUCUAAUAUAUUUUGUCUCAUUAAAUCAAGUAAAACAUA